AUGAUUGAUGCUGAUUCUCUGGUCUUCACUAUCUUCUGGAUCUUCUGUAUGUGGUCUUUUUUUCUCCAAGGUGGUUUCCAGUCCCCUCUGAUGCAUCUAGUGAAUAACAUUGAAUCAGUUCCCCUAGAAUCAAGGAUAAUCCCUCGUUGGCACACCAUUUCAGCCAAAAUAAGAUGGCUUCAGCUUAUGCUGAGUCGUUGGUUCCCUGAUGUUACGGUGGAGAUUGCAACGGCUAUCGACCUGCUGCCAAGUGUGGAACCAACUACUGCGGCUGAGGAAAGGACAACGGCUGACACAGCUCCGGUUUCUCCUCCUGCUCCUUCUUCGGGACAGGAGAACCUCGAUGAUAUGCUUGCCAAUACUCCUCCUGCUACGGGGGAAGCUUCGGGGUUUGGUCACCUCCGUAUUCCUCGAGCAACGAGGGUUGUCAGCCGGUCUACUGAGUCAGAUUCGGACAAGGAGAAAAUGGAAGGACUCCCGUGGCAGUGUCUUAUAAACAAGGGCAUGCAUGUCGGUAAUCGGAGUGUCGUGCUUGUGAAUGAAGGCUUUGUCCGAGCCCAGCACUUGGUGGAUGACUUGAAGGCCCAGCUAGAUGCUCAAAGCCGAGAAACCGAGAAGUUCAAACUUCUCUUGCGAGAAAAAAAGGAUGAGCUGAGCCGGGCCACCGCUCCCCCGAAUCUUCAAUCUGAGCUUGAAGCAGCAAAAAGGGAGAACCUUCAUUUAAAGGCUGAGCUCGACGACGCAGUCGAAAAGAACAAGCUUCUGGAUGGGGAUAACAAAAACCUCAGCCGAGAGAAUGCUGAUUUUGUCACCAAACUUGGUGAGUUUGAAGCUACUAUCGCCCAACUAAGGGAAGGGCUUGAUUCUAUCAAGGUUGAUGCUGAAAAAAGAGAAGAGAAGAUUCGGCAGCUCGAGGCUGAGAGAGUCGGCGAGAAGGAGAAGUUGAGGGUAUUCAAAGAAAAAGUCGAGACACGUGCCCGGAUCAGUGAUGAGCUUAAGGGUCGGCUCGAGGAGGCUAUUCUAGCCAAUAAUAUUCUUCAGACCGAACUGGCAUCCGUCAACGAGGUUCGGAUCACUCUAAUUGACAUGAAGUCCGAGCUAGAGGAGAGACUGAAGAAAGCUCAAGCUGAUAUGGUGGAAGCUUGUAAAGAUGUAGAGGCCGCUGAGGCUCAUUCUACCCUUUUAGUUGAACAUGAGCGGUGGAAAUACCGGAGGGUUACACUCGAGCAAGUUGAACGGGGUAUGGAAGAUAUCCCGCUUCGCAUACUCGAUGCGAGGAUGAUCGAGGAUAAGGCUAAGAAAGCUCUUGAGGAUAGCUCUGAAGAUGAUUCCGAAGAGACCGUUUCUGAGAACUCGGGUUCAACUCAUACCGAGUAA
Messenger RNA from Lycium barbarum (goji berry), 1377 nucleotides. RefSeq lists its product as uncharacterized. Lineage: Eukaryota; Viridiplantae; Streptophyta; Magnoliopsida; Solanales; Solanaceae. The transcript is spliced from 4 exons. The record is from RefSeq and is a predicted model, not a curated record. Bases 1 to 1377 code for a protein of 458 amino acids.